AGUAAUGGCCAACCCCCUUUAUCACCUCCAAGUAAUGACCAACCCCCUGUCUCACCUCCGGAUAAUGGCCAACCCCCUGCUUCACCUCCAAAUAAUAGUCAAUCUCCUGUCUCACCUCCAAGUAAUGAUCAACCCCCUAUCUCUCCUCCAAGUAAUGUCCAACCUCCAUUCUCUCCUCCACAAAAUGCCCAACCCCCUUUAUCGCCUCCAAGUAAUGGUCAACCCCCUAUCUCACCUACGGGUAGUGGCCAACCCCCUUUCUCACCUCAAAGUAAUGUUAGCAAUGGUAGCCAACCCUCUAUCGCACCUCCAGGUAAUGGUAAACCCCCUGUAUCACCUCCAGGUAGUAGUCAACCACCUAUCUCACCUCUGGGUAGUGGCCAACCUCCAAUCUCUCCACCGGGUAGUGGCCAACCUCCAUUCUCUCCUCCACAUAAUGCUCAACCCCCUUUAUCACCUCCGGGUAGUGGUCAACCCCCUGUCUCACCUCCAUCAUUUAGUGCAGACGAACGGUACGCAAUAGCAAAACGGAAGGGCUAG
Molecule: messenger RNA, 540 nt
Organism: Ipomoea triloba (trilobed morning glory)
Lineage: Eukaryota; Viridiplantae; Streptophyta; Magnoliopsida; Solanales; Convolvulaceae
Product: bile salt-activated lipase-like
Exons: 2
Source: RefSeq, a predicted model, not a curated record